UGGCCUCUUCCUCCAGCUCUCUCUCUAACCCUUAACAAAGCUCAGCGCUAAUUGAAAACCCAUUUUUCUAUAUUUCUCAUCAUCGUCUUCCUCCUCCGCCAUGGAUUCAAUCGAAGCGCUGGUGGUCCACAUCCAAGCCCUCUCGAGUAAUCCUCAGGAUAUCUCUCAUCUUCACCCUCUCCUGAAGCAAUCCGACGACUCUCUCAAGUCUCAGGCCCCUCGCCUCGCUCCCUUCUUCGAUCGCCUCGACCCCAAGAAUGCAGCUCUCUUCGGGCUCUUUCUAUUGGACGCAUUCUCAAGUAGACCAAUUAUAAGAGAACAAGCUAGCGGUUUCCUCGUGAUUGUCGUCAACUUUAUCAAUUCAUGCUCAGAAGAGCAGAUUCGGUUGGCACCUGAGAAAUUUAUAUCCAUCUGCAGGAGGUUCAAGGAUCAAAUAAUGCAGCUUCAAGCGCCAAUGAGGGGAGUAGCCCCCUUGCGGACUGCCAUCCGUAAGCUUCGGCCUUCUUCUGAGCAUUUGACAGCUCUACAUGCUGACUUUUUGCUUCUAUGUAUUCUAUCAAAGCGCUACAAAGCGGCACAAAGCAUCCUAGAUGAACGUGUAUUUGAGUUUGAUCUUCCAAGAGAUCUAUUUCUCUAUUGUUACUACGGGGGCAUGAUAAAUAUUGGACUGAAGCGGUAUGACAAAGCUUUAGAGUGUCUUCAUAACGUUAUCACUGCUCCAAUGUCCACUUUAAACGCAAUAGCUGUUGAAGCAUACAAGAAGUAUAUUUUGGUUUCACUAAUUCACAAUGGGCAGGUUCCACCAUUUCCAAAGUAUAUAUCUUCAGCUGCUCAGAGAAAUCUGAAAAACUAUACUCAGCCCUAUGUUGAUUUGGCAAGUUCAUAUGCCAGUGGGAAGGUCUCUGAACUUGAAACCUCUAUUGAGGCAAAUUUGGAGAAAUUUCAAUCUGAUAACAAUCUUGGGUUAGUGAAACAAGCACUGUCAUCCCUCUACAAGCGCAACAUUCAAAGACUAACCCAAACCUACUUGACCCUGUCACUUCAAGAUAUAGCCAGUACUGUGCAACUAAAUACUGCUAAGGAUGCUGAAAUGCAUGUGCUUCGGAUGAUUCAAGAUGGGGAGAUCUUUGCCACAAUAAAUCAAAAAGAUGGAAUGGUCAGUUUUCAUGAGGAUCCUGAACAAUAUAAAAGUUGUGAGAUGAUAGAGCACAUUGACUCAUCUAUCCAGAGACUGAUGACAUUGUCAAAGAAGCUGCAUACAAUAGAUGAACAAAUCUCUUGUGAUCCUGCAUAUCUGCACAAGCUUGGCAGAGAGAGGCCCAGAUAUGACUUUGACGACUUUGAUUCUGUGCCUCACAAGUACAUGUGAGAUUCCGAGGCUUGACAGCAACAACAUGAAUAGAGAUGCCCUUAUAAGUUUUGCUCCCAUUUGGAUCAUGUUUUUGGGGAAAAUGAUUGAACUAUUUACUAUAUCUACAGAAUAUAUCCAGCAUCUUGGCUAUGUUAUGAACAUGGUCGCUAUUUUGAUAUAGUUAUUCUCUUCCAGAAGUUGAUGUUCGCAGUUCGUUCAUUAUUAUGGCACUUGGAUCCUGUUUUGGCUUGUGUUUUUCUAUGAUGCAUCGUGAGAGACGGAUUUUGCUUUCGCUGUCAUGAAAUUGUGCUUGCUAUUGCCACUGGAAAUAUUUGACAUUUUAGGAAUGUAAAUUUGAUUCCUAUCUUUAUACACAAUAGUCUGUACUUAUCCA
Asparagus officinalis (garden asparagus) is the source of this 1745-nucleotide messenger RNA. Its product is annotated as COP9 signalosome complex subunit 3. Bases 101 to 1369 code for a protein of 422 amino acids. Gene Ontology annotation, cellular component: COP9 signalosome. The record is from RefSeq and is a predicted model, not a curated record. Gene Ontology annotation, biological process: ubiquitin-dependent protein catabolic process. NCBI's taxonomy places the organism in Eukaryota, Viridiplantae, Streptophyta, Magnoliopsida, Asparagales, Asparagaceae. The transcript has 11 exons.